Messenger RNA from Lachancea mirantina, 891 nucleotides. The record is from the annotation of a GenBank genome assembly. Lineage: Eukaryota; Fungi; Ascomycota; Saccharomycetes; Saccharomycetales; Saccharomycetaceae.
AUGAACACACCAGAGACUCCAGAGCAUACUGGAGCCAAUCAGGAGCUUAGCAUCGACGAUGUUGGACAAUUGGACGAUCAAGAUUUGCUAGAUGUCGACUUGGACGCCAGUCAAGGCUACUUAAACGAACCAUCUGGUAAUGCCAAGAGAGCAGUUCAAGAUGAGCAAAAUAGUAAAUUAGUGUAUGAUGACAGAGAUGACUUUCUUCCCAGGGUGAAUAUAAGUUCACCGUUUUCGUCGCAAGUGAAUGUACAAAGAGCUUAUGGGGAAACUAGGGAACCUGUGAGACAAACUCGAAGACUUUCGUCGUCACAACAGUCAAAAUUCAUUGCAUAUUGCGACGACAAACUAAUGGAAAUUCAAAGAAAAUUCGUACAAUCGCGCGGUUUAACAGACGGGAAUGGGUAUAGUGGUUUAGGGCCCCUUUUGGAGGAUUUGAAAAGCGUGUUGGAUUUUGUUUGGUUUUCUGUCGAUGGGAGGGGCCAUACCGAAACGCUGAUAGAACAAAAAUUGGAAAAUAUGUCACCAGAACAAUUUCAAGAUUCGAAUUCGACGGAUUUCGGGCAGAAGUAUUACAUUCUGCGCGUGGCAGACGAUUUGUUGGACUAUUUGGUGAAAUUUGAGCUGGCAAAUUUGAGCCCAGAUGAGCAACAUAGUACGCUUUCGAAAGUUUUCAAAUUUCUAGUGAUUCUUGACAAGAUGCUAGCGAGGCUACUGGAAGGGCUGGUUCCAGGCCGGAAAAAAGUCACGGGCACAGAGAUGGUCCGCAUAUCGGGUAUUGCAGAGCGCACGAGGGUCGCGGUGCCCUUAUUUUUGGGACAGCAGGGUAUUCAUGGAUACCAUUUCGAAGUGAGUAGAAUUUAUGAAGAGACACUGGAAAGGUGUAUGUAG